This is a messenger RNA of Schistocerca piceifrons (Central American locust), 1321 nucleotides long. Its product is annotated as UDP-glucosyltransferase 2-like. The record is from RefSeq and is a predicted model, not a curated record. NCBI's taxonomy places the organism in Eukaryota, Metazoa, Arthropoda, Insecta, Orthoptera, Acrididae. Gene Ontology annotation, molecular function: UDP-glycosyltransferase activity.
GAAACGGCGCCGGUGACUGGACACGGAGGUGCCGGCCGUGUCCGCCGUAGCGCUGCAGUCUGCCGUGUUUGUGGCCGGCGACACGGAACCGCACGGUGUCGUAGAUAGCGCGAGUGCGCGUGGAAGUGGAGUGGUCGCGACUGUCUUGUGCACUACACGCAGCGCGGCGUGCUGGCGAAAUGAAGAUAUCAGAACUGGCCGUCGCUGCGGUCGUGGCGCUGUGCUGCGUCCAGACGUGUGCGGGAGCCAACAUCCUGGCCGUGUUCCCGCACGACGGCAAGAGCCACUGGAUAGUCUUCCGCGAGCUGCUAGCCGAGCUCUCCAAGAAGGGUCACCGCGUCACCGUGCUGACGCGCUUCGUGGAAGAGGGACACCAGAGCUGGGAUGUCAUACCCCUCAAGGCUCGCAUGGGAAGCGACGACGCUUCGACUACCCGCGGCCGCUUGUUCCGAACGCUGUAGAAGUGGCGGGGAUGCACAUCAAACCGCCCAAGAAGCUUCCGCAGGAUCUGCAAACAUUCAUGGAUGGUGCGACAAAUGGUGUGGUAUUCUUCAGCAUGGGCAGUGGCAUCAAAAGUGCCAACCUUCCAAAAGGCAUGCAGAGUGCCUUUCUCAGUGUAUUCUCCAAGCUGAAGCAGAAGGUGCUCUGGAAGUAUGAGAAGGACUCACUGCCAAACCAGCCAGCUAAUGUGAGGAUUGGAAAAUGGUUUCCACAAAGCGACAUACUUGAUGGUGAUGGUGGUGGUGGUGGUGGUGGUGGUGGUGGUGGUGGUGAUGAUGAUGAUGGAAACAUACACAUGUCUCACAAAAAUUUAAAGCUCUUCAUCACCCAUGGGGGAGUGAUGAGUAUGCAGGAGGCACUGUAUUCCGGAGUUCCACUUCUCGGGUUCCCUAUAUUUGGUGACCAGGAGUCCAACCUCCUGAGGGCACAAAGUGCUGGCUACGCAAUUAUGCUGGCACUGAAUAACAUCACUGAGGAGUCCAUUGGUUGGGCUGUAAAUGAGCUGCUCACAAAUCCUAGCUAUAUGCAGAAUGCGAGGAAGUAUUCGCAGCUGUUCCACGACCGGCCAGAGAAGCCCCUGGACAGGGCCGUGUACUGGGUGGAGUACGUCCUACGUCACAGGGGGGCCUACCACCUGAGGUCAGCGGCACUGGACCUCGCCUGGUACCAGUACCUGCUGCUGGAUGUCAUCGCCUUUGUCCUGCUGUGCGCCUUAAGUGUUUUGGUAAUAGUAGUUGUAGCAGUAAAAUUAUUAAUAAGGACCUUCUUCCGGAAAAGUGACAAAGUAACAAAGAAAAAGAAAAACACUAAAAAUGAAUGA